GUUGUGUGCUGUGGACGGGGAGCUGCCCUCUCCUUGGCUACCAGGAAGUGAUAACACACACACACAGGAUUGAGGAAACUGAAACACACACACACAUCUGAAAGGUCCAGGUCUAAGCAGCCUGGGAUGUUGAAAUGAAGAUUAACGAAAAGGUUUUCACCUCUUUUGAAUCUUGCACCUCACAAGUGGACAAAGAAGGGUACCUCUACAAGAAGGGCGAGAUCAAGACUUCCUAUCAGAAGCGCUGGUGCGUGCUGAAGGGGAACCUCCUCUUCUACAAGGACCGGCCGGCCGACCGGGACGUGACGGGAGUGAUUGUUCUAGAGGGCUGCACCGUCCAGCUGUGCGAGUCCGAGGAGCUGUUUGCCUUCUCGCUGUUGUGGGCCGAUCCGGGACUGCGAACGUACAAGUUUGCUGCAGAGGACCAGGCCAGCCAGGAGAGUUGGAUCAAAGCCUUGCUGUCAGCCAGCCACAGCUACCUGGCCCUGCUGGUGAUGGACAUGGAGAAGAAGUACAGAGAUGCAUUAGGCCAGUUGUCCAGUGAACCAGCCAACCCUUUCAUCAUACCAAAAUUAAACACUGUAGAAGCAGGAUAUAAUCCUUCAGCCUAUCAGAAGACACAAUCGUUACGGCUACCUUUGUAUCAAGCAACAGGUGUGGGAGCAGGACCGAGUCUGAGCUCCAAUCAGACGCUUCAACCUCUGACCCAUUCACCCAAAUCAGCCAGUAAAAGAUCACCCAAACUCUGGUCCAAGAGGAACGCAAACGUGGUGCCUGUAAACACACCUGCUCGGCCUUUGGGGGACUGGUCAGGGGUCUAUUUAGGCUCAAAGGAGGAAUUUACUAAAUUGCAUGAAGAUUUUGGAAAAGAGGUGAAGGAACUGAUUGCUGAUUGGCUGAAGAGGGGACAAGGUGAUGAAGCUGUUCAAGGCGAAAACUUAAUAGAUUUUGGAUAAUAAACGUAAAAUAUACACUUUUUACAUUCCAAAGCUGUAUUUAUAUAAAUAGGAACAACUGUUGUUGAGAUAUAUUUGUACAUACUUGAUGUACAAGAGCAUACUGUUUCUUUUUUACUUGUCAUAAAUCAAUAAAUGAUCUCAUGCU
Messenger RNA from Etheostoma cragini (Arkansas darter), 1104 nucleotides. Its product is annotated as sesquipedalian-1-like. Gene Ontology annotation, biological process: retrograde transport, endosome to Golgi; endosome organization; receptor recycling. The transcript has 4 exons. The record is from RefSeq and is a predicted model, not a curated record. Gene Ontology annotation, cellular component: trans-Golgi network; early endosome; recycling endosome. Lineage: Eukaryota; Metazoa; Chordata; Actinopteri; Perciformes; Percidae. Bases 135 to 956 code for a protein of 273 amino acids.